This is a messenger RNA of Peronospora matthiolae, 570 nucleotides long. NCBI's taxonomy places the organism in Eukaryota, Oomycota, Peronosporomycetes, Peronosporales, Peronosporaceae. The record is from the annotation of a GenBank genome assembly.
AUGUGUCGCGUCGUACUACUCGACCAGACCCAGUACGUCAACCAUCAAUUGGGAGCGGGGCUCCCAAGAAUCCCAGGACGGGGGAUAGCCGCGCCACCGGACGAGGGUAACUCGUCCGACGUCCGUUCACGUCGCGGUGGUUCAACAGCUGCUCUACUAGAUAGCGCUGGCCACCGCGAGAGUCCUCUAAUGGAGGUGGAGGAGGAGGAAAGACGCUCUCCACACGAUCAUGUGGAUCGGUGUGUUCCCGAGAGCUUCUUUGAUCGCGUAACGCAAGGGUUACGCGACGAUCUCGAGCAUGAGCGGAAUAGGCGUCUCCAGAUGGUGGACACUGCCUCGAAGCAUCGAGCUGAGUUUGCCUUUGCUCAGCUUGAGAACGAGAGAUCUCUGACAUCUCUUCGUGACGAGCUAAGGGUAGCUCGUGGGAUUGUUGAUCGGUCUCGGGCUGAGAUAACUGCUCUUCAGACCCUUGUUGAUGCCCACCAUCGGGAGCACAAGGCUCUCUGCGAGAUGCUUGAGCGCAAGGGCGUUCUUCAUCGGAAGAAGCAGCGUACUGAUGGUACGGCUUAA